GAGAAUCAUAAGUAGCAAUUAUUUGUAUCUUUAUAUUAUAAUUGAAAGAUAUGAGCAAGUUCAUAAUCUGCGCGUUUCUAGCGGCCAUAGGCUACCAGUGCUAUCUGGCCGACGAGAGUCCUCGCGAGGCGAUCAAGAAGUUUCACAACGAAGUACGGGUCGAGGUGUGUAAUCCGGAUACUUUAGACAACUCCAUUAUAGGCAAACUGUCGGACUGUAUGCAGACAUUCUUUCAAAUUGAACAAAUGGCCGAUCAUGUGGACAUGUACAUAGAAUUGGUUAAAGAUUGUAUCACGACAGAUGAUUUGAAACCAUACACCAAGGUCAAUGUAACCACUAAUUUGAACAAGCUAGUUCUAUCGAGUUGGUGUUCCCGAGGGUUCGUAAAGUGUAUUCAUCAGAAGUUUCAAAAGGCUAAACAGGAUCAGACCGAGGAUCAGGUGGACCCUGACUUCUAUAAGAAAGUCAAUGGUGAACAGGUGGCUGAGUUCAAGACUUGUCUCAAAAACGCAACUAAAGUCUAA
This is a messenger RNA of Oppiella nova, 524 nucleotides long. NCBI's taxonomy places the organism in Eukaryota, Metazoa, Arthropoda, Arachnida, Sarcoptiformes, Oppiidae. The record is from the annotation of a GenBank genome assembly.